This is a messenger RNA of Molossus molossus (Pallas's mastiff bat), 2919 nucleotides long. It is a transcript of the gene APPL1, whose product is annotated as adaptor protein, phosphotyrosine interacting with PH domain and leucine zipper 1. Gene Ontology annotation, molecular function: identical protein binding. The record is from RefSeq and is a predicted model, not a curated record. Gene Ontology annotation, cellular component: endosome membrane; cytoplasm. The transcript has 21 exons. Gene Ontology annotation, biological process: signaling. The coding region runs from base 90 to 2126 and encodes 678 amino acids. NCBI's taxonomy places the organism in Eukaryota, Metazoa, Chordata, Mammalia, Chiroptera, Molossidae.
GUGGGUCGGGGUCAGCUGCUGUGGGUGGGUCGGCGUGGGGAACUGUGGGCGGCCACCGCGUCUCCUGCCGCUGCCCUUCUUCCGCCACGAUGCCUGGGAUCGACAAGCUGCCUAUCGAAGAGACGCUGGAGGACAGCCCGCAGACAAGGUCUUUACUGGGUGUAUUUGAAGAAGAUGCUACAGCUAUUUCCAACUAUAUGAACCAGUUGUAUCAAGCUAUGCGUCGGAUUUAUGAUGCACAGAAUGAAUUAAGUGCAGCAACACACCUGACAUCAAAACUUUUAAAAGAAUAUGAAAAACAGCAUUUUCCUUUGGGGGGUGAUGAUGAAGUUAUGAGCUCUACUUUGCAACAGUUUUCAAAAGUUAUAGACGAGCUUAGCUCUUGUCAUGCGGUACUUUCAACACAGCUUGCUGAUGCCAUGAUGUUCCCCAUUACCCAGUUUAAAGAAAGAGAUCUGAAAGAAAUAUUGACAUUAAAGGAAGUGUUUCAGAUUGCUAGUAAUGAUCAUGAUACUGCAAUUAACAGAUAUAGCCGAUUGUCAAAAAAAAGAGAAAAUGACAAGGCGAAAUAUGAAGUAACAGAAGAUGUCUAUACUUCCAGAAAAAAACAACACCAGACCAUGAUGCAUUAUUUUUGUGCAUUAAAUACUCUUCAGUACAAGAAGAAAAUAGCAUUGUUAGAACCUCUACUUGGGUAUAUGCAAGCUCAGAUAAGUUUCUUUAAGAUGGGUUCUGAAAAUCUCAAUGAACAACUGGAAGAAUUCUUAACUAAUAUUGGAACAAGUGUACAGAAUGUUCGCAGGGAAAUGGACAGUGAUGUAGAGAACAUGCAGCAGACAAUAGAGGAUUUGGAAGUAGCCAGUGACCCUUUAUAUGUGCCUGAUCCAGAUCCCACAAAAUUUCCUGUUAAUCGAAACUUAACCCGAAAGGCCGGAUACCUUAAUGCUAGGAAUAAAACAGGCUUGGUGUCAUCUACCUGGGACAGACAGUUUUACUUCACUCAGGGUGGAAACUUAAUGAGUCAGGCCCGUGGGGACGUAGCAGGAGGCUUGGCCAUGGACAUAGACAACUGUUCAGUAAUGGCUGUGGACUGUGAAGACAGGCGGUAUUGUUUUCAGAUCACCUCUUUUGAUGGAAAAAAAUCUUCAAUUUUGCAAGCAGAGAGUAAAAAAGACCAUGAAGAGUGGAUCUGUACAAUAAACAACAUAUCUAAACAAAUAUAUUUAAGUGAAAAUCCAGAGGAAACUGCUGCACGAGUAAAUCAGUCAGCUUUGGAAGCCGUCACUCCCUCCCCAUCUUUCCAGCAGAGGCACGAGAGCCUGCGGCCCGCAGGGCAAUCUCGACCAUCGACUGCUCGAACCAGCAGUUCGGGAUCUUUAGGAUCUGAGUCCACAAAUUUGGCUGCUCUCUCUCUAGAUUCUCUUGUUGCUCCAGACACCCCAAUACAGUUUGACAUCAUUUCUCCUGUGUGUGAAGAUCAGCCUGGGCAGGGGAAAGCCUCUGGCCAGGGAGGCAGGCGUACAAAUCCAUUUGGAGAAUCUGGAGGCAGUCGAAAAUCUGAAACUGAAGAGUCUAUUCUUCAUCAGUUAUUUAUUGUUCGAUUCCUUGGUUCUAUGGAGGUGAAAUCAGAUGACAGUCCAGAUGUUGUUUAUGAAACAAUGCGCCAAAUCUUAGCUGCCCGGGCCAUCCAUAACAUCUUUCGUAUGACAGAAUCACAUUUAUUAGUUACUUGUGAUUGUUUGAAGUUAAUUGAUCCACAGACACAGGUUACAAGGCUCACGUUUCCAUUACCUAGUGUAGUUUUGUAUGCUACACACCAGGAAAAUAAGAGACUUUUUGGAUUUGUUCUUCGCACAUCUGGAGGGAGAAGUGAAAGUCAUCUGUCAUCCGUCUGCUAUAUAUUUGAAUCAAACAAUGAGGGGGAAAAGAUUUGUGAUUCUGUUGGACUGGCAAAACAGAUAGCUUUGCAUGCAGAACUGGACUUAGAAGAACAAAGUCGGUUGAUAGCUGCUUCCAGUAGACCAAACCAAGCCAGUAGUGAGGGGCAGUUUGUUGUCCUUAGCAGUAGCCAAUCAGAAGAGAGUGAUUUGGGAGAAGAAGGAAAGAAGAGAGAGUCAGAAGCAUAAACUUAUCCUUGCUUUGGGUUGAUAAUUCCCCCUUCAAAUUUAUUGACAAUUUCUGUGGUGAAAUGACACCUGGUAACAACUAUGUUGAAAUGUCAAGGAGGAGACUAAAGUUUAUAUUUGCUUGUUUGUUUUAACUUUGUUUUUAAAAAUCAGGUUGACCUUGAUGAAUUAGGUUUGCAUUGAUUUCCUUUCCUGAAAAAUAAUACACUAUGCAGUAACAUCAAAUUCCACAUGUCUAAAAGAAUCCUGUUCAUCUCCCUCAAGUAGAUUGCUGAGGAAUUACACUUGUUCAAGCCUUUUUUCCUUCAAAUUGUGAAUUUGUCAUCUUGCAUUGUAACUGGCUAUGGCCGUAAGAAAUCAUUUAUUCUUCAGCUUCAGAUAUUCAUGCUUAUGCUUCCUCUCUUCAAUUAAUAACAUUUUAUUGGUGGUACGCUUUUCCCUUCUCCUGCUUCUUACCCCACAGGUGUGUACCUCCUAAACUCUAAGGGACCCCAUGAGACUUGCAACCAGGGGAGCAAUGGGUAUCCGCAGUUCAUCCCAACCUAACCCCCUGAACCUGUCCCCAAGGCCCCUUUUGCUCUGACUUCCCAGUGAGCUGACAGCAGCACCUCCUUGGCUCACUUUUUUCACUGUGACUUUUAUUUCUCAGUGAGCCAAAGCAGCUCCUCCUAGGCUCAUUUCUCUCCUGUGACAUUUCUAGAGCGCCGAAGCAGCCCCGCCUAGGCUCUCCUGUUGGUUCUUCUGUCCUAAGCUCUUCCUUGUUUCAUUGUUCCCAGCUUUAAUAUACUCUCAA